GGAAGUUCCUGGCUAUUGCCUUACAACGCAGCAGACACUUGUGCCUCAUCUCAUCUUUCUACAGCCCUUCUUGUAGGUGGAGGAUACCUCGUGGUGUUGGACGUCCAAACAAAGUCAUUGCCAGGCCGAAAAGAGAGGUGACGCGAGCAAAGAUAUCAGCCAGGGAAGGGGCGCCCAAAGGCAACGAACAGAGGCACAAGGCUGUCACCUAAAGGGUGGAUGGAGACAGGCUUGGGCCCCACAGCCGCAGCAUGGGGCCAGCUGUCCUCCAUCAAUACCCCUGGGAGCACUGGGCUUGACUUCUCUGUCAGGAGCUCAAAUAGUGGACUCUUGGAUCUGCACUCACACCACUGGGGACCUAUUGUGUACCCUCAGUCUGAGGCAGCUGGAGAUGCAAGGAGUCAACAGAGAGUCAUGUCAAACGCGCCUGUAGGCCCCGAAGGGACCAGUGGCAGCGAGAACAUGGCAAACAGCAGCGAGCACAGCCAGAGAGUGUCGAGCUCGGAAGCACUGCUCUCGUCCUCGUCAGCAUCCAGCCUGGCGCUGCCGGGCGCAGCCGAGGGGCCCAUCCGCGGGGGCCCGGCUGAGAGCAGUGGCAGGGGGUGGGGGGACCUGUCGGGGGACAUGCAGCAGCGCCUGAGCCUUGGCCAGGGGCAGCAGCCCCGGCGCAGCUCCGACAGCUCUGCCAGCAUACCGCGCGCCUACAGCAACGAGCGGCUUGCACCAGAGCACAGGAGCAUCGGCGACCCACGGCUGCCCACAUACAGCUCGCAUGAGCGGCUGGAUCAGCUGCAUGGGUUGUCCGUGAGGCAGGCGUCCAGCUCGGACAUUGAGGGGCGCCGGCUGGACUCCUCGCCCAGCCUGCACAGGCGCGGCACCGGCAGCGGAACAGAGGAGGACAUCUUCAGCGCUGUGGGCGGCCUGGAGAUCGACGCAGACCACCGCAGCAGCAGCGUCAGCCAAAGUAUGGACAACAUGUCGCACGUCAGCAGCAGGAGCCACAUGUCGAUGGAGCCAGCAAUCGAGCGGGAGACUCGCACUCUGGUCGUCAAGGAUGUGAAUCCUGACGUGAGCGACGCAGAGUUCAAGCAGCUCUUCGAGCAAUAUGGAGACUUGCGCACCCUGUACACAGCCUGCAAGGAGCAAGGGUGGCUCAUGAUCAGCUACUGGAAUAUUAUUGCAGCCAAGCUUGCAAAGGUCAACCUAGACAGACAGGUCAUUCAUGGCAGGCAGUGUGGAGUCCAGUUUGCUCCCAACAAGGAGGCGAAGGAGCUCCAAGAAGGCAUGGUGACCCUGACGAACCACAACCCAGAUCUGACCGAUCAGGACAUCUGCCGGAUGCUCCAAGCAGAGUACGGGGAAGUGUACAGCAUCAUGACCCCUCCCGACAACCUGCACAAGCGCCACAUCGAGUUCUGCGAUGUGCGCCACGCCCAAGCUGCAAAGCAGGCGCUGGAGGGCAUCGCUGCGAAGAUCCCCACCAUCAGCGAGCAAGGGACAGUGGGGGGGGAUGCACCGAGCGGCAUGCGCAACGUGCAGUCCACGCAUACCUUCUUUCCGCAGGCCGGCCCGGCCGCGGCGCCAUCAGUGCAGCAGGACAUGCGGCCGCACUCCUGGGACAACUCUGGCGCCCAGCUCAACAACAUGGCCAUGCAGUCCCAGAUGCUGCACCAGCUCAGCCCCCAGCUGCUUGCAUCCCUGAGCUCGCAGGGCCUUUUCAACCAGCAGGGUGGCAUGACCCAGAAUGGAAGCAGCGGCAACCUUGCCGGCCUGCAGGCUGAUGUGGACAAUCUCAUGCGCGCAAACUACCUGGACUCUGCGCAAGGAAACAACGCUGCAAUGCAGGUCCAGGCGCUGCUGAGUGGCUCCACCAACAGCCUGAGCGGCCUCCAGGGGGGCAGCCACCAAAACUUGGCAGGCGUGUCCGGCAGGGGCAUGGGGCCGGGCCCCAACAGCAGUCCCCUGCGCAGUGGGCCCAGCGUCAACAUGGACGGCCCCUCCGCCCUCCUCUCUGGGGGCAGCCAGCACCUGUCGGCCUCCCAGCUUUUCUCCCUGGGGUCGGGCAAUCAGCAGGUGCAGAACCCGGACCAGGGCGACAACUUCAGCCGCCGCAAUGCGUCCAUGUCUACUGGCAACCUGGCUGAUCUGUACAACCAGCCUGGCCUGAUCAACAAUGGCAUGCAGGGAGGGCUGCGCGGCGUUGCCUCCACCUCCAAUAUCUGGGACGGCCAGGGUGAUGGGGGCGGCUGGGGAGGGCUGUCGAGCAACCCUAGCCAGGCAGCGAUGCAGGCGCAGGCUCUGGCUGCGCUGCAGCUGCAGCUGGCGGGCGGCUUGGACCAGGGCGCGGGGCCCUUCAAUCCCGGCGCGCCCACCUCGCUCACCGCCUUUGCGCAGCAGCACCUGCUCCAGCAGCAGCUGCAGAACCUCAGCCUCCAGACCAAUCUCAGCCUGCAGCAGAACACCGCCGCCCUCCUGGCCAAGGUACAGCAGCAGGCUGGAGCACUGAGGGGACUGGCGGCGUCGGGCCAUGCGCGAAAGGGCAGCCGGGAUGAUCUGGCGGGCGGCCGCCUCAGCCGGCGCGUGCAGGACCCGGCCGCCGAAGCCGAGCGCAAGGCCGCUCAGGAGAAGAUGUACUCCCUCGACAUGGACAAGGUCGCCAAAGGUGAGGACAAGCGGACGACGUUGAUGAUAAAGAAUAUCCCCAACAAGUACACGCAGAAGAUGCUGCUGGCCACCAUCGACGAGGACUUCAGGGGCCAGUACGACUUCUUCUACCUGCCCAUCGACUUCAAGAACAAGUGCAAUGUCGGCUACGCCUUCAUCAACAUGAUCCUGCCAGAGUACAUUCCGGCGCUGUUCCACCGGUUCCAUGCUAAGAAGUGGGAGAAGUUCAACAGCGAGAAGGUGUGCCACAUCAGCUACGCGCGCAUCCAGGGCAAGAGCAGCCUGGUGACGCACUUCCAGAACAGCAGCCUGCUGCACGAGGACAAGCGAUGCCGCCCCAUUAUCUUCCGCACUGACGGCAAUGUCGCCGGCGAGCAGGAGCCCUUCCCCGCAGGGCCCAAUGUGCGGUCGAGGCCGGCGCGGCCGGGCAGUGCAGGCGCGGGGCUCAACACCCUGGCAGCCUCUCCCAGUCUGGGCGCUCUGCCAGGCAGCAACAUGGCUGUGCCCAGGCACAUGCCAGGCCCCGGGUGGUGA
Molecule: messenger RNA, 3198 nt
Organism: Coccomyxa subellipsoidea C-169
Lineage: Eukaryota; Viridiplantae; Chlorophyta; Trebouxiophyceae; Coccomyxaceae
Exons: 16
Coding region: 220-3198 (992 amino acids)
Molecular function (GO): RNA binding
Source: RefSeq, a predicted model, not a curated record